Molecule: messenger RNA, 4824 nt
Organism: Sarcophilus harrisii (Tasmanian devil)
Lineage: Eukaryota; Metazoa; Chordata; Mammalia; Dasyuromorphia; Dasyuridae
Gene: NCK1
Product: NCK adaptor protein 1
Exons: 9
Coding region: 623-1756 (377 amino acids)
Biological process (GO): negative regulation of PERK-mediated unfolded protein response; negative regulation of endoplasmic reticulum stress-induced eIF2 alpha phosphorylation; positive regulation of endoplasmic reticulum stress-induced intrinsic apoptotic signaling pathway
Molecular function (GO): ephrin receptor binding
Source: RefSeq, a predicted model, not a curated record
CUCCCUCUCUCGGGUGCCCCUCCCCCUCCCUCUUGGGCGAGAGCUACGCGGCGGCGCCGAGGCCUCCUGCCCGCUAACGGCCAUUCCCCCUUCUCUCAUCUCCGCCGCGGCGGUAGCAGCGACUGAGGCUUCCUCGUCCCCUCCGGCUCCUUGGUUGAGCGGUGACCGCGGCGGCCCCUUCGGGCCAUCCAAAGAAUUGAAACUUGACCAAGAUGAACCAUCUAUUUAGGAGGAGGGAAUAGAACGAGGAUCUUCCACAGACUGUCAGAAGAGAGGAUCUCAGCAAUUAUUCACUAUACCUGAAAAUAGAUGACUUAAUUAACAAAGAUUACUGAAGGAAAAAUUUGGAAUCAUUAGGAGGAUUUAGGUACGACUACUGUCACAACUAGUGGAAAAUUGUCUAAGGAUGAAGAACAGGUGAAGAAUCUGAUUUGGACCCUCACAUCAGGGAAGGCAAAAUAGGAGUGAGGAGAAGGUUACAUUAACAAUUGCACACACGCUGAAUGUAAAUUUGAAGUAAGAAGAGUUAAUGUACAAAGAGAUUCAGAAGAGAGCCUGCCGUUUUGGAGGGAUCCUUUGUGAAAGAAUCAUGGGAGGACAUAAGUGCCAAAGCUCCUAGAAGAUGGCAGAAGAGGUGGUGGUGGUAGCCAAAUUUGAUUAUGUGGCCCAGCAAGAACAAGAGCUUGACAUCAAGAAAAAUGAAAGGCUUUGGCUAUUGGAUGAUUCCAAAUCCUGGUGGAGAGUUCGAAAUUCUAUGAACAGAACUGGUUUUGUGCCUUCUAACUAUGUUGAAAGGAAAAACAGUGCUAGGAAAGCUUCUAUUGUAAAAAAUCUAAAGGAUACUUUAGGUAUUGGAAAAGUGAAAAGGAAACCCAGCGUACCAGAUUCUGCAUCUCCUGCUGAUGACAGUUUUGUUGACCCUGGAGAACGUCUCUAUGACCUCAACAUGCCUGCUUAUGUGAAAUUUAAUUACGUAGCAGAGAGAGAGGAUGAAUUAUCUUUGACAAAAGGAACGAAGGUGGUUGUCAUGGAGAAAUGCAGCGAUGGCUGGUGGCGGGGGAACUAUAGUGGACAGGUUGGAUGGUUUCCUUCAAACUAUGUGACUGAAGAAAGCGAGAGUCCUUUGGGUGACCAUAUGGGCUCCUUAUCAGAGAAAUUAGCAGCAGUUGUCAACAAUUUAAAUAGUGGACAAGUGUUACACGUGGUACAAGCUCUUUACCCAUUCAGCUCCUCCAAUGAUGAAGAGCUAAAUUUUGAGAAAGGAGAAGUGAUGGAUGUUAUUGAAAAACCUGAAAAUGACCCUGAAUGGUGGAAAUGUCGGAAGAUGAAUGGGCAAGUGGGCCUGGUGCCAAAGAACUAUGUUACUGUCAUGCAAAAUAGUCAGCUAACCUCAGGACUGGAACCAUCACCUCCACAAUGUGAUUACAUUGGCCCAUCAGUCACUGGCAGAUUUGCUGGCAACCCAUGGUAUUAUGGGAAAGUCACUAGACAUCAGGCAGAAAUGGCAUUGAAUGAAAGAGGGAAUGAAGGGGACUUCCUCAUUCGGGAUAGUGAAUCUUCACCAAAUGAUUUCUCAGUAUCUUUGAAAGCACAAGGGAAAAACAAGCAUUUUAAAGUCCAGUUGAAAGACACUGUUUACUGCAUUGGACAGCGUAAAUUCAGCACCAUGGAAGAACUUGUAGAACAUUAUAAAAAGGCACCAAUUUUUACAAGUGAACAAGGAGAAAAAUUAUAUCUCAUCAAGCAUUUAUCAUGAUAGAAAGAUGAUCGGAAAAACUGCUGAAAAUUUCAAAUUAGAAAUAUAAUUGAAGACUAAGAAGAUAUUGAUCCAUUCAUGCCAGACUGGAAAUUGAUGUUUUUAACUCUAUAUGAAAUUGACUAUAAUACAUAUGUAUUUUUAUUAUAACUUAGCACCUGCACAUAUAUGCCAUUUUAUGUUAAAAAAGAAAAAAAGCUUUGUAAAGCAAUUGCUUCCAUCCUGAUUUUCAGCUUUAUUUUCACUUUUCCUUUUUCUUGUUUCCAGUAAUAAGUUCUCUAUUUUUAAAUGAUCAUUUUAGUGAAGGACAGACAUCUUUAAAUUAUAGACAUUCUAAAUUACUUAUCCUUUAUUUUUCUAGUGGGGUUAUCAUAUUAGGCAAUUGCUUUUGUCACACUAUCUCUUGAAGUAUACAAAUAUUGUGUCCCUAUAAUGAAAUACUCUAAAAUAAUUUCCCCCAGAAAUAAUAAUUUUUUCUAUGUAAGACUGAAGAGCAAUAAUCACUGGAAAAGAUUAGCGAUAAUUUCCAGGUGCCAUUUUCCUCCUAAGCCAUUGUAAAUACCAAAUAAGCUUGUCUGUCAUUAUUUUUCAAAAUUCAUUCACUGCUUUUGUUUCAUGUAAAACAUGAAGAUUGGAAGAAAUUCUGUGGAGUUUUAAUUUACAGCUAUUGAGGGGGUAGGGGGAAACACCCUAAAGAAAUGAAUUAGCCUUUUCUGAUUAUUCUUCAUCUGUUACUUGUGUGGAAACAAAGCAAUCUCUGUGAGAUACAUUUAGCUUUUAAAAGGAGAAAUGAACUCUGUCACUUUUUCCAAACGGUUUCCCUUCAGGAUUUAUUCUGUGCCAAUGAAAAAUAAGAUAUGACAAAGUUUGGGGGAAAAGAAUAAACUGUAAGAUACUUUUUCCUAGGCAACAUCAACAGUUACCAGAUGUAUUUAAAAAAAAAAAAAGUCUUACUUUCUGCUUUCUUGUUUCAAUAGGAGACAGACUUGACCUGAACCCUGAAUCUAGUGUUUUGUUCUCAAAUAUGCCUUACUUUGAAGAAUUUGUGAAUUGUUCCUACUUUUCUGUGGAAGAAACAGAACUUACUCAUUUAGUUAUGGGUUUUAUUUUAAAGUCUAUUUUUGUAGAUGCUCUUAAUUGAGUUUUUUUCCCCCUAACCAAGCACAUUGAUUUCUGAUGGAAAUAUGAGGCAUGGCUAUAGUGAUUAGACUUAAUUCUGUGUGCCUCAUAGGAAAGUUGGUAUCAUUAUAUUAUAGGUACACCUUGUCAGAUAUUUUUAUUUUACUUACAGAUUAAAACCUGAAUAUUUAAGCUAGAUAGCUAAUUGAAAAUGCUUAUCAAAAUUAAAAUUGGUUAUUUAUUAAAGCUACUUAGUAAAUGGUAAAGAAUCAGUAGAAAUAUGAAUAAUGACCCAUAUUUUUAGAAUUUUAAGGUGAGUUUAUGAGCCUUUUGUUUUUUUUAGACAGAAAUUCUUCAGUGGUCCUUAAAUAUGUGAACUGUUUAUCAUUUUGUGUCUCUACAUGUUAUCCAGACACUUAAUGAACCAAAAGAACUUUAAAAAAUUGAAGUCUGUAAAUUUAAUUCAGUUUUGAAGAACAUAAUUAUCUUAAAUAUGAUUUUGUCUUCAAGUUAUUUAUUACUUUAGUGUUGCCACUGGGUGGCAGUCCUAGCUUCAGAAACUUUGCUAGAACUUUCCAAAUGUUAUGAAGGUGGUGCUGUUAAGGUGAUCAGAAUUUUUCUGCUUUUGUAGCCUAGUUAAUAUUGAUCUUUCUAACUCAGUGACAUUUUGUUUAUAAAAGGUAAUUGUUUUUAGGGAAGUUUAAUAGUAAUAAUUGUAAUGGUAUGCUUACUAUUUUUACAAACCACUUAUUAGGAAUAUCAGUAGAACAUAAGGCACACCAAUUAAUAUUUCUGCACUUUUACAGAAAUACCCAUCAGGAAUGAGCCUCAGUUCCUUCAUAUGUGAGAUGAAGAGAUUAGACUAGACACUCUACAGAUCUUUAAUAUUCUGUUAAAAAAAAAAAAAGACAUAGUUCUAGUCACUGAAAACAUGCCUGACAUCUUUUUACUUUUUAAAUAAUUGCUAUUAAAAAUAAUCUGUUUAGGUAAAAUAUAUCUUUAUUGUGGAAAUGAUGUUUUUUGAAUAAUGGGAGAUUAAUGCUCAGACUUGAUCGUCAUGACUCCGUUCUCUUCUCAUGUAUUUCAUUGUUAAACAAAUAGGUUUUUAAGAAAAAUGCUGAGGAAUAAGCAUCAUCAUCAGAAAUUUCUUGACACAACUAGAUCAUUGUUGCUAAACAACUGCACAUAGAUCUGUUGCUAAAAUUCUUAUGGAGGUCUAUGAUGUCCAUAUUUCUUGUUACAUCCUUUCUUACAGGAUAAAGAACAUGCCAAAGUGAACCACUGAUUUAUACCAGUCUGCUGAAAUAUUUUUACAGAAGCCUAAAACACCUAAGUGAUACAAUAUGCAAUUUUUUUGUGUAAUCUUCUUUGCUCUUUUUAUAUCAUUGCCACAUCCUAGCAUCCCUCUCCCCUCAUAGACAGAAACCUCCCUUGUAACAAAAGUAGUAACAAGCCAACACUUUGAUCAUGUCUGAAAGUAUAUGCAGCAUUCUAUAUUGAUAGUCCGUCAUCUAUUAAAAAGAACACAAUAUAUUAUUGAGCUUAGAAAAAAUGAAUUGGAAGAACUCCGCAGCAUAGACAGACAUGAAUGAACUGAUGUGAAUAUAAGUAAGCAGAACAUAAUAAAUGGCUUAUCAACAUUUUAAUUGGGGGACAUACAUGAAGGGGAAGAACAAACACAUAACACAAACUUCAUUAUGAGAAAAAUAUUGAAAACAUGCAUCUUUUUUUCUUUGUAGAGGUGAGAAACUUGAGUUUGAAGCAUUGCAUAUAUUAUAAAACUCAGUGUCAUAGUUUUGCUGGAUUUUUUCUCUUUUAUUCUUGAAAGCUGGAGAUUGAGUAGAGAAUGGAGAAGAGAUAUGUUCAGAAAUGAAGGUGAUGUAAAAAAUACAUAGCAAUAAAAGUUGAGGGGGAAAAUAAAAUGUUCCAACAGUCCUUGGCAAUCAAAA